Messenger RNA from Alligator sinensis (Chinese alligator), 996 nucleotides. RefSeq names its product phospholipase A2 group IB (gene PLA2G1B). Gene Ontology annotation, biological process: positive regulation of fibroblast proliferation; phospholipid metabolic process; arachidonate secretion. The record is from RefSeq and is a predicted model, not a curated record. NCBI's taxonomy places the organism in Eukaryota, Metazoa, Chordata, Crocodylia, Alligatoridae. The transcript has 4 exons. Bases 105 to 605 code for a protein of 166 amino acids. Gene Ontology annotation, molecular function: phospholipid binding; calcium ion binding; signaling receptor binding.
CAGCAGGCUGGAAGACAAAUCAGGAUCAGAUGCAGGGAGGUAGCUGUUGGGGAGGGUUGGAGCAGUCAGUCAAUUAGGAAGUAAUCCAGUGCAGCUGUGGUGUCAUGUGGUACAGCAGGAAGUCUCCCAUCCUCCUGAGAGGGGGCAGCAGCAGAAACAACAGUAGCAGUGAUGUCAGUAUUAUCGCAACUGAUCCCACUCCAAGAGCCCUGUGGCAGUUAAGGUCAAUGAUCAAAUGUACCAUUCCUAACAGUGAUCCACUAUGGAGAUUUAAUCACUAUGGAUGUUACUGUGGCUUAGGAGGAUCUGGAACACCUGUGGAUGAACUGGACAAGUGCUGUCAAACCCACGAUAAUUGCUAUUCUCAGGCUGAGACUGUUCCAAACUGCCAUUCUCUGUUCCACAACCCAUAUACUCAGAUCUAUUCAUAUUCCUGCUCUGGACCAAAUAUCACCUGUAAUGCUGACAACGACCCUUGUGAGAUGCAUGUCUGUGAGUGUGACAGAGCAGCAGCAAUAUGUUUUUCAAAAGCAAAGUAUGAUAAAGCACACAAGGAUCUGGAUAAGAAGAAAUACUGUCAAGGUGGUGACAGCAAUGCUUUUUAAUGGAACUUAAUUUACGCAGAAGAGUUGAAAUUCAUAUUGGGUGUUACAUUUAAAUUUUGGGGGGGGGGAUCCUUUAAAAUCUAAAUAUUUGCAAUUGAACCUUUCAAAAUAUAUUGAGAGCAAAUCUUGCACGGUUAACUUUUCCUUCUCUGUAACAGAGCUGCCCACAUUAUGCUCAUAUAUUCAGGACUUCACCUGAGGGCUGAAUCUCAAUAGUUUUGGUGUGCAGCCCCUAUUUCCAUUUCAGGACUGCUUGUCUGAAUAAUAUCCUGGGAUUUAGCCUUUGGUCUCUUAAAAAAAAAGAAAAAGAAAAUCUACAUCAUAUUAUUCAUUGUUAAAUUUCUCCUUCUAUUGCUUUCAGUGGGGCUUUCCUGAGCAUAUCUUGUGGUGC